Molecule: messenger RNA, 2723 nt
Organism: Xiphias gladius (swordfish)
Lineage: Eukaryota; Metazoa; Chordata; Actinopteri; Istiophoriformes; Xiphiidae
Gene: foxj2
Product: forkhead box J2
Exons: 10
Coding region: 454-2334 (626 amino acids)
Biological process (GO): regulation of transcription by RNA polymerase II
Cellular component (GO): nucleus
Molecular function (GO): RNA polymerase II cis-regulatory region sequence-specific DNA binding; DNA-binding transcription factor activity, RNA polymerase II-specific
Source: RefSeq, a predicted model, not a curated record
UAGGAUGGUUUGUUUGUUUUUGUUUUUUUCUGUACUGAUAACCUGACAGGCCGACAGCUAGAGAAAAUUCUGGGUGAAAGGCUGAAGAGGUGGGACCAGCUCACAAAGGCGGGCUGCAAAGAGUGAUGUCACGGAGAAGGGGAGGACUAAGUUACGUCAUUCUGGUAAAGUCAGAAAGGGAGGGGAGGGAGCCAGGGAGGGAGAGAAAAAAGGAAGCUCUACGAUAAGUUUUUGGGUAUGAUUCUCAAACGUUACAAAAACUUUCACAAACUAGAGGUUUGACUGGAUGCCUCGAUCGGGAUCAACCUGCUGAAGAGAGAGAUCUGAAGAGGAAGACAGGCACCAGUUUGUCUGCAGUUGUGCACAGCUGAUGACAACAUCAAACGUUAACACUUCCUAAGGCCUUGGGCCUCGAGUGACUACAGAAAGACCCUGGACAGAGAAAAAGAGACAAUGUCCUCUGACUUGGACUCCAGUCUCACCAGUAUUGACUGGCUGCCUCAGCUGGGAAUCAGCAGCCUUCGCUCGGGGAAAGAGAGAGGAGGAGGAGGAAGAGGGGAGAGGGACAAUAAGAAAGACAGAGGGAGGGAGAUAGGAGACUUCCUACCCUCUGUGCAGGACCCGUCCCCUUCUAGCUCUAAAGGGAAACCCCCUCACAGCUACGCUUCCCUCAUCGCCAUGGCAAUAGCAGCUGCACCUGAGAGGAAGUUGAGUUUGAAUGACAUCUACACCUGGAUCAGUGACACUUUCCCUUACUACAGCCGAGCAGGCCGUGGAUGGAAGAACUCCAUUCGGCAUAAUCUGUCUCUAAAUAAAUGCUUCAGGAAAGUUCCUCGGCCGCAGAACGACCCUGGCAAGGGUUCCUAUUGGACGAUGGAUGGACCGGCAGAGGGGAAUCAAGCGAGGGCACCUAAACGUUCCUAUCCAGAGGAGAAAGAGGAGAAGCAGGAUGUUCCCGAGGUACCGGGGUCACAAGCAGACGGAGGACCCUCCCCUCGUCAACCACAACCGACCUCCCACGUAGACCACCGGCUUCUAAACACUGAGCCGCUGGGAGCCAUCAAGCAACAAUCACCCCAGUUUGCCUCCCUCUCUCCUCCCCCGUGCAAGCAACCGUCACCCUACAUGCCAAGCCCCGUCUCCAGUCUCACUGUCCCCCAUCCAUCCGUCUCUUCUUCAGCUGGGCUCCCACCUGCCGGCCCCAUGUCCUCCAUUAAUUCCUUUCCACCUCCCCAUCCACCUGGCCACACUCUUUCCAUCCCCACUGCCUCUGCUACUCCUCUGUCUGCUGCCAUUAUGUCUACAGCUUCUCCAGCUGCUCCCUCUUUCUCUGUCGCCGCUCUGUCCUUUCCCGCUAAUUCCGGACCUGCAUCUGCCUCCACUUUCUCCUGCGCUCCCAUCGCGAGGCCUGUGCUUGUUUGCACUCUGUCGGGCCCCACUCAUUCUUCUGCGUCCGUUGUCCCUUCAUCUGUUGCCGCCCCUCCCAUUGUCUCAUUAAACCCCUCGACUGACCCUCCACUGCGUUUCACUUUUGAUGAGCUGAAUUUACCAGACUUGUAUGCCUCUUUCAAGUCUCUCGUCAAGACUUUGCGUGAGAGGGGAGGCUCGCAGUCGGAAGUUGCUCACCCAAACAAUGACACUACCCCGCUCCACACUCCAACUCUGCUACCGAUGUCCCCUCACCCUGCACCACUUGCACCACCUCUACUAGCUGCGCCAGCUACACACCCUCCGUCACAAUACACGGUGCCACCUGACUGGUUCAGUAGCCCAGAUUCUCUGAAGGAGAGCUUCCGCAUUGCCAGCAAUCUAGACUGGGCAAACAUAGACCUCUCUGGUCACCCAGGUCUGUGCUGUUUACCACAGUCUUGUUUAAAGGACCUGCUGGAGAGCAUGCGACAGGCAGAGCUUUGCGACUGGGCCCUGGACCCGCUGCUCUUCACCUCCCUCUGUGACUCCCUGAACCGCUUUUUCACUCAGAAAGGCAUGAUCACCUCUGGGAAUAACUCCCCACUAGCCCUUGGUGCGCCUCACUCCUUACAAGCCCUACCAUUCGCCUCCAAUCCACCCCCGACCCUCGCCAGCCUCACUCAGCCCUCACCCCUCCCGUACUCUCCAUCAGUUCCCCCUGCCAACGGAGCACAGCCGCCCCGGAGGGCUCUGCACAUGCAGGGACCAGGCCUUCAAAGACCACAGCUAACACAGCCUGCAAACACAACCGCAGGGAUGCAGACUCAGUCUACCACACCACGACAGCGUCCUCCAUUAAAGAAUCUGCACAGCAACAGCGAGGAGAUCCAAGAUGACUUUGACUGGGAUUCUCUGCUUGUUUGACCCUCACAGAUUGCGUGGGGAAACAAUUAAAACAGAACUUUUCAGAGAAAUGUGACAAAACUAUAUGCAGAGGCUUGCUAACUGGUGUGCAUCUUGAAGCUUCUGAGAGCAAGUUUGGGAACCAGUUAUGCCAUAUGACUGAAUGCUGUACUUUAAGGUGGAAAUAGUUGUAAGUUUUUUCACCUAUAUUCAAAUUCAUAUGCUGUAAUAACUUUUGUUUAGCUUAUCUUCUGCAGGGUGUUGUAUUCUGAUGGAUUGUGGUUUUAUAAACAUGUUCACCAAAGAAAAUAAAGUGUAAAUUUAUUCCUGUCACAUCAUUGUAUUCUGCAGCAGUAAAGAAAGAAUGCAUAUAUGGGAUAUAGACAUCAGCAUAAAGUACAGAGCAAGCA